This is a messenger RNA of Paramacrobiotus metropolitanus, 2076 nucleotides long. RefSeq names its product solute carrier family 2, facilitated glucose transporter member 1-like. The record is from RefSeq and is a predicted model, not a curated record. The coding region runs from base 313 to 1950 and encodes 545 amino acids. Lineage: Eukaryota; Metazoa; Tardigrada; Eutardigrada; Parachela; Macrobiotidae. The transcript has 2 exons. Gene Ontology annotation, molecular function: hexose transmembrane transporter activity. Gene Ontology annotation, biological process: monosaccharide transmembrane transport. Gene Ontology annotation, cellular component: membrane.
AUGUUGCUUUCCGCGCUGCACGCAUUUUACUUGAAGACACUGCACUACACAAUCCCAAGCAUACCAAAACAGAUAAGAUAACGGAAUUUCCCACAAACAAGCGCUCGCUAAAAUGUCAACACUGGGUUCAUAGCUAAAACGUUUGUACGACUUUAUAACUUCGACGAAAGAACAACCGCAUUGAAAAACGUCAGUUAAAUGUUAUUCUAUUUUUCCUUUUAAUGGCUUAAAAUUUUUUCGUUACUCUUCGCGCGAUAAGCAGCGUACCGGUGACAAUUAUUUAUGGGCAUUCAUCGGAUUAAUUAAUUCGACAUGCCGCCGCGUAGAAGACACACGCUAACGUCAUCUGAACCAGUCUUCAUCCCGCUCAAUGAAUCUUUCACGCAAUCUCAACUGGACGAUAACGGAUGUCGGACGCCUUCCGGACUCACCUGCCGAUUGAUUUUUACUGUGAUAAUCGUGACCUUUGGGACGUGGUUCCCUAUGGGCUACAGCAUCGCGGCGAUGAACGGGCCGCAGACGGUGAUCCUGACCUGGAUCCGCUCCAUCAAGUGCCGUCGCGCGGGAGGCGUCUUCCAGACGACCAACACCUCCGAUGUGAGUAAUGGCAAUGUCGCCCUUGACCCGGACACGGAGAUAUGGUGCCGCUUCGUCCCGGAGGCCGAGCAAGGCAACCUCCUGAAGGACAACCCCCAACUGAACACCAUCUGGGCGCUGUCCUCCUCCGCGUUGAUGGUCGGCGGCUUCCUGUCCUCCUGCGUCGCCGGCGCCGUCAUCGAGCACCUGGGCAUCAAGCGGACCAUCCUGGCCGAUGCCGGCCUCUUCCUGGCCGGCAACCUCCUCUUCUGCCUCGCCCAGCCCACCGCCGCCUUCGAGCUCAUCGCCGCCGGCCGCUUCCUGGUGGGCUUCGCGCUGGGCGUGGCCUGCGUGGCGCCCCCGGUCUACUGCUCCGAGAUCACGCCCGUCAAGCUGCGCGGCGCCUUCGGCGUCUUCCCCAUCCUGCAGUACGUCCUGGGCAUGAUCCUGGCCACCUCCCUCGGACUGCCCUUCGUUUUAGGGAACGAGGCCGGCUGGAUCUGGCUGGUGGUGGCUGCCUUCAUCCCGCCGCUGCUCCUGCUGCUCCUCUUCCCCUUCUGCCCCGAGAGUCCCCGGCGCCUCUUCCUGGUGACAAAAGAGAAGCAGCGCGCCGAGGGUGUCCUGCGCUGGCUGCGUCGCAACUCCCUCCUCGUCAUCCGCGAGAUAAAGGAGCUGGAGUCGGAGAACCAGAACGAGAGCGCCCCGACGGCCGGCUUGUUGGACCUCCUGCGCCACCGCUACUACCGCUCCGUGCUGGCCCUCUGCGUCGUCCCCAUGUUAGCACAACAGAUGUCCGGGUUCAGCUGCGUCUCCUUCUACUCCACCGCCAUCUUCACCGACGUCGGCCUGGACCGGCUGUCCUCCAUCUACGCCAGCAUCGGCCUCUGGCUCGUCUACCUGCUCUUCUCCCUCGUCUGCAUGCUGCUCGUCGACCGCCUCGGGCGCCGGCCGCUCCUCAUGCUCAGCCACGCCGGGAUGGUUUUGGCCUUGACGGGCUUCGUGGUAACGCUCAACCUCAAGGACACCGGGCUGACCUGGAUGAAGUUCGUAACGGCGGCGUGCAUCCCGCUGUACAUCGCCUUCUACUCGUUAGGCUCCACCUCCAUUCCCUGGUUCCUGCCCAGCGAGAUGUUCGCGCAGGAGGCCCGUGCCGCCGCGGUGACGUGGAUCUCGGUGGUGUCGUGGGGCGCCGCCGUGGUGACCACGCUGGGCUUCCCGCUCAUCCUGGCUGUCACACAGGACUACACCUUCCUCAUCUUCGUCGUCUGCGUCGUCCUGGCCACGGUGCACAUCUACUUCAAACUGCCCGAAACCAAAGGCAAGACCAUCGAGCAAGUCCAGGUCAUUCUCAGACAACGCUACACCAGCAAUUAAACAAACAUUCCAUUCUACAAAGCAACUGCCGACCAAUCGUACCUGCUAAGGUUUUUCUUUUAACCUGAUGCCGAUUUUUAUCGUAUCUUUGUAUGUCUUGUGUCUUGUCUGCAUGGCUAAUGGUAU